UCAACUAUGCGUUAAAUGACCAGAUGCAGGAUUUUAGAGUUAUCCGCUACCUCGUCCAUUACCCUCUUAAAUUCUCCUCCUCUUAAAUAUUACAAGCAUAAAUAGAUAUGGAGGAGAUUCGCCGCGCUGCUGAAGCUUAUUAUAAACAUCUGCCCGAGGAGAAGAAGAAAUCGGCCCGGGACACUUUCGAAGCCAUGGAUGAGAACGAAGACGGGAAAAUUAGCCUGCGUGAAUACGUGGACUAUCUCAAGAAAAAUAACAACACGGUUUUCACUCAUCCAAGCUUGUUUACAGCGCUGGACAAGGACGGCAAUGGAAGCUUGGAUUUUGAGGAAACAAUCGUCUUGUACUACAUCAUGCAGAGUGGAAGAGCUCUAAUUUGCCAGUCUUGUAAUACGUUCUUGGCAGACGUAUACUUCAGCUGCAAUCAAUGUUUCUGUCUUGAUGAGUCACCUAGCACCUAUGAUCUUUGUUGUGAUUGUUAUGGUGGAAAAAGUUUCACUCACCACGAUGAUGCCAUCUUCUGGGAUAACUAUACUUUACUGAGUCGAAGCAGGAGCUUGGCACUAAAAGCUCCCGAACAGAAUCGAAGAAAUGUGCUUCGAAAAAUUGGAACCAUAGUGGAAGUUACAAGCAUGGCUGUUGCUUUAGGCUGUAGCAUCAUGUGAAAGAACGAAUGGUGCAUUUUAUCGUCAUUGUGUUUCAAUUUUAUUAGAAGUUUGUGAAGGGUGAAACGUGAAUAGCUUGCUUGUGGAAGACUAUUAUUGAUGAAGUAAUGAAAAACUUCGGACUAGAUUGAACUUUUCACGAGCUAUGAUCAUUAGCUAUUUUGUUUGAAGUUAUAGGAUUGUUAAAUGGUUGUUUGUGAUUUACUAAAUUUGUUGUAUAAGAGCUUGUGAUUUCUUCUUGAAUUAUUGUAUGUUUACUUGUGGUCGUUAA
This is a messenger RNA of Populus nigra (black poplar), 939 nucleotides long. RefSeq lists its product as uncharacterized. The record is from RefSeq and is a predicted model, not a curated record. Gene Ontology annotation, molecular function: calcium ion binding. Bases 108 to 668 code for a protein of 186 amino acids. NCBI's taxonomy places the organism in Eukaryota, Viridiplantae, Streptophyta, Magnoliopsida, Malpighiales, Salicaceae. The transcript is spliced from 2 exons.